Messenger RNA from Danio aesculapii, 1489 nucleotides. RefSeq lists its product as uncharacterized. The transcript has 6 exons. Bases 63 to 797 code for a protein of 244 amino acids. The record is from RefSeq and is a predicted model, not a curated record. Lineage: Eukaryota; Metazoa; Chordata; Actinopteri; Cypriniformes; Danionidae.
CAGGCGAGAUAACUUUGUUUCCGUUGUCUAGCGAGAUUGAAAACAAUCAAAAACAGACAUUAAUGAAAGGAAGAGUAGCCACAAAGUCCUGUGGAAUCAUGAACUUCUUUUUGCUCUUCACCAUCAUCAUCAUAUUCCUAACUUUCAACUCAGCGAACGAAUGUAAGGUUGAUGUCCAACAGUCAAAGAGGCUGAUAAGAAAAACUGAGCAACAAUCUGUCUCCAUUCCCUGCUUCGUCAACACAUCCUGCCUGAAUCUCAAGCCUCAAAUCUCCUGGUUUGUGUUCAAGAAAGAUUCGCACGAUCAGAUAAAUCUGAGCAGUCAGCCACUGAAGUUCACCCUGAAUCAGGGGGAUCUGACAAUCCAGUCUCUGUCAAAAGCAGACUGUGGGGUUUAUUAUUGUGCCGCGGCUCUGCUGGGGCACACAAAUGAAGGGGCGCAGGCCAUUGGAAAGGGAACCACUCUCAAAGUCUCAGAGCAAGGCUUUACCACUGGACAAGUACUGCUGUUUGCACUGCUAGUCCUGCUAUCAGUGUACAGUUUGCUCAUCCUUGGAAUCCUCAUUUGCAUAAAGACCGGACAGUUCAAAUCAGUCUUCAAAAGAAGAUUGGGCAAAAAUGAAAACAAGGAGGAUUUUUCUAAGCAAGUGCUUUUCAGUGGAGUGGUGCAAGAACUGUACAAGAGGAACUUACCAAAACAUGGCAAAAUACAGACGCACAAAGAUCCCCAAGACAAGCCCAAAGGUCAUGAAAACGUGCAGCCUAAUAAAGAUGUUUACCAAAAUCUUGAUGAGUAAAGGAAAGCAAAUGCCCUAAUCAAUUCCUGACCUGCUCAUCAACAAAACCUACAUCUUCCUGAAAACCUGAAAGCUUCUGUUUUGGGAAAACCUCAACCUAGAGGAAUUUUUGCAUAAUUUAAAAAUCUGUCAUGUUCACUUUUGUACUGCUAUUUUUACGGCUGAAAUGUGAUGCAAUAUGCUAUAUGGCUAUUGGUUUACCCAAAAUUGCAACAUGUCUGUUGAUGACCUUCCUGUCACAAGUGUUUAACAAUUUAUGUAUGGUCAUUAAUAUUAGACCCUUUUCACAAGACUGUUGUGACGCAUUUAACAGGCAUAAGCAUCUGAAAUCCUUAAACGUUUUUAAUAUAUAUAAAUGUAUUUACAUAUGUAUUAUAUCAUCUUUGCAUCAACAUACUGCUUAUGUGAGGCAUUUGUAAUGCAGCAUCUAUAGACAGGACAGUAAAUUUGAUGUUACUCUCUUUUUGCUGUCCCACACAUUUUAUUUUUCAUUUGACUGAAUGUCUUGAUAACACCAUUAUUCAGUUUUUCUUAUAUUAUUUCAGCAAAUAGGCUUGUAAAAAAAUAUGUUGUCGUACUCUCCCAGUCACUUCACACUAAGUUUACCCAACUAUGACGACUUCCGCUACUGAGAAAUCUGGAAAUGUGAAAAGGGUCCAUUUGAAACUGUAUUAAAGGGAUAGUUCACCCAA